This is a messenger RNA of Sinocyclocheilus rhinocerous, 6349 nucleotides long. Its product is annotated as microtubule-associated protein 4-like. The transcript is spliced from 17 exons. The coding region runs from base 80 to 3289 and encodes 1069 amino acids. Gene Ontology annotation, molecular function: microtubule binding. Gene Ontology annotation, biological process: microtubule cytoskeleton organization; neuron projection development. Gene Ontology annotation, cellular component: neuron projection. The record is from RefSeq and is a predicted model, not a curated record. NCBI's taxonomy places the organism in Eukaryota, Metazoa, Chordata, Actinopteri, Cypriniformes, Cyprinidae.
UGUACGAGAGGGCGGAUCUGACUCUGCACAUCGGCCAACACUACAGCGUACUGAAUUUUAAAACAACAACAACGGGAGGAUGGACUUCAGUUUACGUGAUGCCUUCACAGACGGGGCACCUAAGGCGACCCAGGACAGCCUGCUGAAGAGGGAUUUUGUGGCUGGGUUGGAGGCACAGACCUAUGAUGAUAAAGUGGGCGAGACCGUUGGGAAGACAGACUACCGCCCCCUUCUGGAUGGGAUGGAUGGCAAAAGGGAAGGGUCUGGGUUCUUGUCUGCAGGCCAGACUGGAGGGCAACGUCAGGACCCUCAGGGAGAAAUCCAUACCAGCCCACCUGGACAAUAUGUCUAUAAGAAAGACUUUCAAUCAGGCCCAACAUCAAUGAUUGAAAAGCCUGUCCAAUUAGGAAACCAGCAGAUGGGAUCUACUGUGAAGGACAACAGCAUGGACCCUUUUCUGGGGUUCUCUCAGCCUGGAAUGAAUAUUGGUAUGAAUAUGAAUGUUGGCAUGGCCCCUUUCCAGAGCUCCAAACCCCCUAGCAUGGGUGAACCUCAGAAGACCUCACCCUUGUUUGCCAAUGAACCACCCAAAGCAUCCCAGAUAACUGCUAAUCUGAGUGAUACAAGCCCUCGUAACAGCCUGGAAAAUUCUGCAGAAGUUUGGGGAAGCCCUUGGACAGGUGAGGAAAUGCUCUCUACGGAGCAGUCCCAUGCUUCCAACAAGGCAGAACAGAGUCGCACUGAUGCCUUGGGUUCCCAGAGUCCAGAUGCAGCAUCCGGUGAGGAAAAGUCCAUCGAUGAAGGAACCGAAAAGCAGCAGAAGCGAAAAAAGAAGAAACGCAAGAACAGGGAAGAAAUGUAUGACCUUCUGGACAGUCUUGGUUCCCCUGACUCAGAAGAGACUCCUUCCGAAAGCUCCAACCACGGCUGCCCCUCACCUCCUAAUAGGGACGAAGAGAUGUGGGAAAGCGAGAUCCAAGAAAGAGGGGGAGGACGCAUCAAGGCCAAGAAGAGUAAAAGCAGGAUGAAGCUACCAGAAGAAUGGAGUGCUCCUCCAACUGUAAUGGACAUGGACUUUAGCAGCCCUUAUUUGGGUGAUUCAAAAGCCCCACCCAGUGCUAGCAUAGAUCAGGGAAGUGCACAGCCCUCACUCACACCUGAACCUCUGCACCUCACGGACACCCAAGCAUGCAGACCCCAACCGCCCGGGCAAGCAAACACCUCCUUAUUCGCGAAUCCCGUAGAUGACUCAACUCCCAAGAUUAACAGGGAUAUGUUAGAUAAGGAUAAAUCAACUAAAGAUGAUAUCAAUAAGUCUAACCUAGAGUUGCCUGGUAUUCACCCUUCAGAUCAGUUACCCAAGGACCCAAAUGAUCCUGACCAGAAGUCAACCCUUGCCCUUAGUCCAACUCAGACUGUUAUGUUCCUUGACUCCGUGCUGCAGGCACAGACCCCAGAUGCAAGCCCCCCAUCCCAGAGCACCCCCGUGAAAACCCCCAUCCCUCACAGCUCUGCCCCAGAGGCUGCUCCUGAUCUGACCACUGGCCCACUGUCCGUCGGCACAGACAUCCCUGCCUGUCAGAGUGCACCAGCUGUUAGUCACUCUUCCCCAAAAAUUCCCCCCAGCACUGCAGUGAACUUAAACCCCGAGGCUACGCCUUUCAUCUCUUCACAAACAGAGCAGCAGGAGCCCCCGUCAGCACAGCCCCCCCUACUGGAAGUAAAAGAAGACAAGACAGCCAAAGAGAAAAUGGAGAAGGUGGAAACUGCUCCGAAGAUGGAAAACAUCAACAUAAUUGAGAAGCAAGACAAGCCUGAGAAAAUUGAGAAGAUUGAUCACCUGGACAAGAAAGAUGGGAUCCCAAAGAAACCAGACAGUGUGGAUAAGACUCAGAAGAGUGAGCAAAUCAUCAAGGAUGAGAAGAAAGUUGAGAAAGAGGGAAAACAGGAUAAUAAAGUUGAGAAAAACGAGAAGGUUGAGAAAGUAGACAAACCUGAGAAGACAAACAAGGAGAAAGACGAUGGAGAAAAAGUGGACAAGACAGCCAAAGCUGAGAAGAAUGCGAUGGCUGCUAAAGGACCUGCUAAGUCUCCAACAGCUAAUGGGAGCAAGGAGGUGACCAGCCCAAAUAGUAAGGCCAAGCCUUCAGUUGGGUCAACCAAACAAAGCUCAGCAAGACCAAACUCGCUGUCCACUGGAGACAGUGCAGGUGCCACCAAACGCACCUCUCCCACCACCAACUCUGCCAAUAAAAAAAACCCUAUGCCCAAGGCAACAACCCCCACUGCUGGCACCAAGAAAACCCCCACCACCACAUCUACUCUUGAGACUAAGGCCAAGUCUUCUGAGACCGCAACUCAGCGUCGCCCUCCAGUGCCAAAGGCUAAAGCUGCAUCUGCUACGAAUUCUAAAAGCGGCACUACUAGCACCCCAACUACCACCUCUGCCCAACGCUCCUCUGCUACAAAGACUGAAAACCAAGCAGGAGAGGUGAAAAAGACAAGUGCAAAGACAACACCAGUUAAAACAACUCCAAGAACAACUCGCACACCACCUUCUGCCACCAGCACAGCAGCCACCAAUGGGACCCCUCGUCCCUCCCGCAUCACCAAACCCCCCGUACCCAAGCAGACUCCCCUAGAGAAGAAGCCUCCUAUACCUCGAGCCCCCCGAAAUGUCAGGCCCACCAAGGCACCACUGCCGGAUCUAAAAAACGUACGCUCCAAGAUCGGUUCCACCGAUAACAUGAAGUACCAGCCUGGAGGAGGCAAGGUCUCUGCAGCCCAGGGCAAGACCGAUGCUCUGCCAAAGACCAGCCAGGGCAAAGUUCAGAUAGUCCACAAAAAGCUGGACUUCAGUCAUGUCACCUCUCGAUGUGGCUCCAAGGACAAUAUCAAGCAUGUUCCUGGUGGAGGAAAUGUUCAGAUUUUAAAUAAAAAGGUUGACUUGAGCAAAGUGGCCUCUAAAUGUGGAUCCAAGGACAACAUAAAGCACAAGCCAGGUGGUGGUGAUGUGAAGACUGAAUCCCAUAAUGUUAACGUCAAGGCCAAAGUGGGAUCAAUGGACAAUGUAGGCCAUGAACCAGGAGGUGGCAAUGGCAAGGCUGAGGGGGUUCAGCAGAAAUCUGAGGGAAGCCCAUCUGCCCCUGCUGUUUCUCCACCUGUGCAGGCAGGCAGCGGGGCAAAGGAGAACGGGCUGAAAGAGAACUCUCCUGCUCCCGUACCUUCUUUGGGAGAGGGGCCCCGGGACUCCCAAGGCAUGGACAAGCGCAUCCCUGGGACAAAUUGAGUCCUACAAGCUGAACUUCCGCGAGAACGCACGAGCUCGCACGGACCACGGCGCUAAAAUCAUCUCCUGGUCCUCCCUGAGUGGCAGCCACCCCCACCCACAUCGCAGCACCUCUCUCAGUGUUUCUCUGGGGUCCGCCAUGUCCUCACACUCAACCCAGCUUGUCCCAUUCACUCAGCUAUGAGAUGGGUGCAAACCAGUACACUAGCAGGAGAAGGACUCUGAUUUCAACACAGCCUGUCCCUUUAAAACCUAUCUUCUCAAUAGCUUCUUCUCUUGUUUACAGUUUUCUUCGUUUUUUCUUUGUUUGGAGAGCACCCAUGAGAUCAUGUUUUGGGAAAGAUCCAGGCUGUGGCUUAAUUUACAGCACUUCUUUUCGAAUGCAGGGUUUGGUUUGAGGCUAGAUAUGGGAUGAAGUCUCCAGAUUGUUGGAGAUAAUGGAUGCUCCAGCCGCGUAGCUCUUAUUGUCAUCUUUGUUAAAUCCAUAGCAUUUUGCCUAUAACACCAGAGUUUCCUUCUAAUCUUCCUGCGAGCCUGUGCUAUCCUUUAGACAAACCUAAAUUUAGAGGUAACACCCUCUUUUCUGUCUGUAUCUGGCAGUAGAUGUUCUCCAAUGGGAACCCCAGAACUCACUUGAGAUGUAGCUUAUUACAUCAUAUUAUGGCAGUUACGCUCCCUGUAUUGUUAGUAUAUGGGGCUGUCUUAAAUCCCAGUCAAAAGGGAUGAAUCAGCCACCAUCCAUCCAUCCAUCUGCUCCCUUUGCUCCACUGACCCUGUCCACCUCAGAUGAAUUAUAAACCGUUCUCCCUCAGUAUUUAAAUGAGCACUUAAUCAUUUGAAACGUAUAGGUUGUUCAAACAAUAGCAUAUUUACAUCUUCAGUGAGUUUGCUGUAUCGUGUUUGUGUAAAUUCCUGUAACGAUGAGCUGUAUCAUUAUGAUGUCUAACCAUCUGAUUACAUUUUCCACUUUCCAUUUCUCUCAAAGCAUCUUGUGAACUAAUAGGACACAAAAACACAUGACACACAUAAACUACAGCAUGAUACAGGAAGAGAAAAAGGAAGUGGCACGCAAACUAAACAGACAGGAUGGGAAGAAAUAUAGAUGGGCAAAGAAAGAUGUCAGAAAGUUAAAAUGGAAAUGUGUUUACACUCCGUGUACAGGUCAUGAUUAUUUGCUCAAAGGUCGAAAUCAUCCCCACUUUCAGUUAAGUAUUAUAUCUCCAGAUCCAAAAAGUAAACAACUUUUGCACUGGACAUAUGAACCGGCAUGUGCGAGGGCCCAUUACAUUAACAGUAAAUGUAUCCUAAUUAAGCAUUGCAAUACAACCCAUUUCCCUAUUAUUUAUUCAGUGGCAAUUGAUAAAUUGUUGUUUAGAAAUUACUAUUUAAUCAAACAUAGUAAUAAAUGCUAUUUGUUUUUUUUACCAAGCGAUGUAUUAUUCACAAAGUAGUUGAAUAUCAUAGUUUUAAACUCUCCAAACCUACUAUUGUAGGGCUGCUUUUUUGAAACUCUUGACUAGUGACACUGUUUAACAGUGAAUUUGUGGGCACUUUAUUGGUAGUAGGUAUUAUUCUAGAUAUAUUUAGCUGCACAAUGCCUGCAGAAAAAAAAACAGUUUGCUGUUGUUGGUUAAAAGGUUAUGAUUGUAUACAGGGUUUGAUUCACUACAUGUUGUGAAAUAUGCAUUUCACAUAUCGCAAAUUUUUUUCCUGGUAUUUUACUGUGACAUGGUAGAUCAUUGAUGGUGGUAAUGCUUGUAACAUCAAAGAAAAUCCCACAUAAAACUGAACAACAGAGACCAGGAAGUAAUAAAUUAUGCAAAUAUCCUAAUUAGCUGAUGAGCAUUUGAAAUGCACUUUAUGAUGGAUGUUUUAUACUACAACGAGAGCGAUAAGAUUGAUUGAGCACAUUUUCCUAAAUUGUAUCCCCUCAAAAAGAGUCCCAGUUACUCAAAAAUGCAAAACAUGUACCUGUAUCUCACAGAGCAGUCUGUAAAUACAGUUUGUACGAGUGUGAGCAAGUGUGUUUAGUGUAGAGCAGCUGCGCUUGGCCGAACUGUCCUGUCUGUAGUUCCUUUUGUGAUUAGUGUGUACUGUUUAGGGGCUAUGCCAGUAAACUUCAGUGUUGUACUCUUGAUACAGUGAUCAUAACCUUUCAUGCCUUCAGACAGCUCUAUUUUGUCAUUUCCAUAAUGAAUGAACACUCUCACUAUGUUGGUACACUUCUCACAAACCCCCCCACCCAGUCCGCUCAACGCAGUUUUGUAAAUACACGUUUCACACUUUAUACCCCGCAGGGGGAAAACACUUCUUGAUUGGGUUGUAUAGAGAAGCAAAGUGAAGAUUUUGCAUCGAUGAAUAUUUCUCCAGACAGUAUUUUAUUCUUUAAGUGAGUCUGCCUUUUUUGAAGAAAAGGGCUGGCAAACAAGAAUGUUUUUAAAAUGUAUUGUAUUCAGGAGGCAGAGAAUAUACAGUAUAUUAUGUGUGUAACUUUUUCUCUUUGUCAUCACAGGCCACAUACUAAAUACAAUGUAAUCAAUAGGAGGAGGAGUGUGAUUGAUUUUGUCUAAGGAUAGAAAAACUCAAAGGACUCUGAUGUCCUUCUGUGUAAAAAAAGGCACAGCAUUCUGGUAAUGACUUGAGUAGACUGACACAGGAUGCAGAAAGUGGGUCGAGAGUUUAGAGGUAAUCAGUAACCACAGGAACAAUGAUUCCUCCCACAAACUGCACCUGACACAUAGACCUUGAAUGUUGUUUGAAUAGCCAUGCCACACAUCUGUAUGAGACUAACUGUAACUGGUAGACUAAUCGGCAUGUUUAAAAGUAGAUAGAGCACUGGAAUUAGGCAGCAAAAGAGCCCCCUAGUGUGUCUGUUAGGACUCACAAUGUGUUUACUACCCAUAGAACACACCAAAAGAGCAUGCUGACAACAAUAGACUACAGACAUCAGUCCUAAAUUGGAUUUAAUGUCUCCCCCGAUUUAAGAUGUAUUUUUUGCUAUGAAAGAGGUCAUUGUGAUUAAUUGUUAACUAGUGAUGUGGAUAUUUAAUCAUGAAUAAA